CCGUCCCCGGAGAGUAUGGCGCACGGCAGGUGGAUGCCCUGGCUGCCUGUCCUUGUGAUGUCGCUGGUGCACUCAGCCGGCGCAGAGUAUUCCAGCUGCGGUGAGGACGAGUUCUACAACCAGACCACUGGGCUGUGCCAGCUGUGCCCGCCCUGUGGACCAGGCGAGGAGCCCUACAUGUCCUGCGGCUAUGGCACCAAGGACGAGGACUAUGGCUGUGUCCCCUGCCCUGCUGAGAAGUUCUCCAAAGGGGGCUACCAGAUCUGCAGGCGCCAUAAGGAUUGUGAAGGCUUUUUCCGGGCCACGGUACUGACACCGGGGGACAUGGAGAAUGAUGCUGAGUGUGGGCCGUGCCUCCCUGGCUACUACAUGUUGGAAAACAGACCGAGGAACAUCUAUGGCAUGGUCUGCUAUUCCUGCCUCCUAGCGCCCCCCAACACCAAGGAAUGUGCAGGAGUCUCCUCAGGGGUCUCUGCCAACUCUCCCCGCACCUCUGGGGGCAGCACCCUGCCCCCCUCCCAGCACGCCCACAAAGAGCUCUCGAGCCAAGGACACCUGGCCACAGCUCUGAUCAUCGCCAUGUCCACCAUCUUCAUCAUGGCCAUAGCGAUUGUCCUCAUCAUCAUGUUCUACAUCAUGAAGGCCCGGCCCUCUGCCCCAGCCUGCUGCAGCAGCCCCCCAGGGAAGAGCGUGGAUGCAGCUUCGAGCCAGGAUGUGGAGAAGAAGGAGGCCCCAGAUGGCGUCGUGAUCUUCUCCGAGAAAGAUGAGUUUGAGAAGCUGACGGCGACCCCAGCAAAGACCACCAAGAGCGAGAAUGAUGCCUCAUCAGAGAACGAGCAGCUGCUGAGCCGGAGUGUGGACAGUGACGAGGAGCCAGCGCCUGACAAGCAGGGCUCCCCAGAGCUGUGUCUGCUGUCGCUGGUGCACCUGGCCCGGGAGAAGCCAGCCCCCAGCAGCAAGUCAGCUGGGAUCCAAAGCCGAAGGAAGAAGAUCCUGGAUGUGUAUGCCAAUGUGUGUGGUGUUGUGGAAGGCCUCAGCCCCACAGAGCUGCCCUUUGACUGCCUGGAGAAGACAAGCCGCAUGCUCAGCUCCACAUACAACUCUGAGAAGGCUGUGGUAAAGACCUGGCGCCACCUGGCCGAGAGCUUUGGGCUGAAGCGGGAUGAGAUUGGGGGCAUGACAGAUGGCAUGCAGCUCUUUGACCGCAUCAGCACAGCGGGCUACAGCAUUCCCGAGCUGCUCACCAAGCUGGUGCAGAUUGAGCGGCUGGACGCUGUGGAGUCGCUGUGUGCAGACAUCGUGGAGUGGGCAGGGGUCUCACCGGCUGCCUCCCCACCCCCAGCUAGUGCAUCCUGAGGGUGCCAGGGCCUUCCCAUCCUCCCUGGAGGAGCUGGGGGCUCCGGGCCUUUGCAGCUGUGGAAUCCAGGCUUCUGCUGGGUCACCGUGUACCUUACAGGAAGCAGCCCUGUCCCCUGUCCUGACCUGGGUGAAGGCUGAGCAGUGCUCCAGCCCCCAGCCUCCUGGGCACAGGGAUAUUUAUCCACUGACCGGCAUGGAUUCACUGGAUGGAUGUCCAGCACCAGCGAACUAGACCCUGUGGAGUGACGGGUCUCUAAAGAGUGGAAGCUCAGCAGGAGGCCAAGGAGCAGCAUGAGGAGGGGAGGCCACAGAUGUGUUCCAAUCCUGAGAGGGUACAAGGGCUGCCCAGGCGAGGACAGCAGUGGCCCCGUGUGGCAAACCUGUCAGGACACAGCAUCCCAGGCUUGGUGUUGUCUGUGGUCCCUAGAAGGAGCCUUGCUCUGUGUCACCUGCAAGUAAGGCCUCUGUGUCCUGUGACCAGAUAUGUGUCACACUGCCCUGUGUCACCCACACACAAGGCCUGUGUCCUGUGACCAGACAUGUGUGGCAUCCAGCCCCACUGACAUUGGGGUCCAGGCCUGAGACAGUGGUGAAUGGCCUCAAGGUCCUUGGCCAAGUGUCAGUCCCCCCAGGACACACAUGUCAGGCCAUGCUUGCUUGUCACAGAUCUGAGAGGGGAUGGGAGGGGGUCCCUCCUUCGAACUCUGCCAGCACUGUGCUAGACGUUGGCGGUGUCAGAGUGGUCAAGGCUGGUGGCCAAGGGUUUCAGACUUGGCCUGGGCUGGUGUCCCAGCCCCUUCCUCCCUGCUUCGGGCCUGGAGAACUUGGCCUGUGAUGCUGCAGUCAGGAAAGUGAGCGUCAGGUGAGCUGGAGAAAGCAGCAGAUGCUGCAGGAAAAUGCAGCCCAGGGGCUCUACAUGCUGAGCACAUAUUGCAGGCCAGCAAGAAAAUGGAAAUAAGAGGACAGAGCUGGCUUCUUUUCAGUACCUGAGAUUGAAGACAGAGCUGAUACACAGUACGGCUCACACAGAUCUCAUUGACCAUACCACUGUGCUGACUGCUGAGUGAAAACCCAGUCCUGACCUAGUGAUGAUUUUAUAAUUCCAAGUCCCACAAGUGAAGAAAUGCAUGGGGCUCUGUUGCACAAGAAGCAGCCUCCCACCACCAGGUGCAGGGAAUGCUGAGGGGACCAAGAUCACGACUGGAUAGUUAAUGUCAUCACUGACUUCUGCUGCUGUGUUCCAGAGCCCAUUCUGUGCAUCCUGUGAAUCUGCAAGCUAAGUGCUCCACCGGGACAUUUAGUUGUCCUUCUAGUUCCUCUUGGAAGCCCUGCAGCGACCCUGGUGGUGGCGGCGAUGAGUUGUCACUCCUACCUGUGAUUAGUCCGCGAGGGUCACAGGUGAACAGUGUCCAGGGGGGCAGGGCGGGGUGUCACCCCAUCAGGCUCUGUCUGAGCUUUCGCUGGCCCCAGCCACUGCUCUAGGACCUGACUGUUCAGAGCCCCCCUGACAUGUCAUUUACUUAUCUGGAAAUACCCAAGGCAGGCUUGCUCUGCUGGGAUUCUGAACCUGAGUCAGAAGGAUUCUCACUGACCUCACAGGACCUCCAUCUGGCCACUUGGUCUGAGAUGGUCACUAUUUUGUAGUUCUGAAAAGUGUUUACGAAACACUCCCAGCAAGGCCUGGGCCCUUAGCCAGUGAAGUCUUAAUUUUGAAUAUGUCUACCUGAUUCUGUAUAUGUAACUUAUUAUAUUUUAUAAUCACAUU
Heterocephalus glaber (naked mole-rat) is the source of this 3124-nucleotide messenger RNA. RefSeq names its product ectodysplasin A receptor (gene Edar). Gene Ontology annotation, molecular function: signaling receptor activity. Gene Ontology annotation, cellular component: plasma membrane. The record is from RefSeq and is a predicted model, not a curated record. NCBI's taxonomy places the organism in Eukaryota, Metazoa, Chordata, Mammalia, Rodentia, Bathyergidae. Gene Ontology annotation, biological process: positive regulation of JNK cascade; positive regulation of canonical NF-kappaB signal transduction.